AUGACACCAUUUAUUACAAAAACUGACAACUCUGAUUUAGCCAAUGCCGGCUUUUAUUAUCGCAGAAAAGAAGACCACUGCGCUUGUUAUUUCUGCCGGGGUAUCGUAGGCAAAUGGGAAGAGAAUGUUUUUCCCAUUGAAGAACAUAGCAGACAUUAUUCUCAUUGUCCCUUCGUUAGAAAUAAACCAACGGGAAACAUCAGCCUGUCCAAUUUGGAAUGCGAUACCAGCGCCGCUUUCGACAGUGAAGCUUUUCAUAGGGAGAAACAGCCCCAGUGCAUAUUUUCAUGCACUUUAAAUCGGUCCAAGACAUUAUAUAACAUUCACAAAUUCAGAUUUGAAAAGGAACAGCUAGAUACGUUCGUAGACUGGCCCCUGCGGUCGUGGAUAUCUCCCGAAGAUUUCGCCCCUGCUGGCUUUUAUUACCUCAGAACGGAAGACUUCUGCGCUGUUUUUUUCUGCCGGGGUAUCAUAGGUAAUUGGGAUCAGGAUGUUUUUCCCAUUGAAGAAUAUAACAGACAUCAUUCUCAUUGUCCCUUCGUUAAAAAUCAACCAACGGGAAACAUUAGCCUGGGUCACAGUUGCAUUUUAGAUCAUAUAAUUCCAAUUCCAAAAACGGAGAAGGAUUAUCAUCAUGAUAAGUAA
Homarus americanus (American lobster) is the source of this 645-nucleotide messenger RNA. RefSeq names its product baculoviral IAP repeat-containing protein 3-like. The record is from RefSeq and is a predicted model, not a curated record. Gene Ontology annotation, cellular component: nucleus; spindle microtubule; cytoplasm. Gene Ontology annotation, biological process: regulation of cell cycle. NCBI's taxonomy places the organism in Eukaryota, Metazoa, Arthropoda, Malacostraca, Decapoda, Nephropidae.